Molecule: messenger RNA, 1686 nt
Organism: Rhopalosiphum maidis (corn leaf aphid)
Lineage: Eukaryota; Metazoa; Arthropoda; Insecta; Hemiptera; Aphididae
Product: motile sperm domain-containing protein 2-like
Exons: 10
Coding region: 213-1643 (476 amino acids)
Source: RefSeq, a predicted model, not a curated record
GCAUAAAGAAGAUAAAAAAAAUACAGUUUACUUAAAAAUUUACAGCACGACAAAUGACACAGUUUUACACAAUUUAACGUCUUGUACACAUUAAUUGUUCAAUUUAAUCAUUUAAUUAUUUUUACAAAAUUAGAAUUAAUUUGUAUAAAUGAUCUAAAUCAACUACCUAUCUUUUAUUUGUUUCUAGCCAAGUACAAAAAAUUAAUGUUUCUAUGUUAAUUUCUUUUAAUACCAUUAUGGAUAUUUCACUUGAAAGCAUUUCAGCAUUAAGACAGUCAUUCGAAGAUAAACUCAAUGAACAAAAUGAAGUGUUUCAUCCUAUGGAUCUUGCCAAAAUAAAUAAUUCAGAUUCAUGGCUUAAACGGUUUUUAAUUCAUACUGAAGGUAAUCAAGAAGAGGCUCUAUCCAUGUUAUGGAAUGUAUGCGAAUGGAGAAAAUCAUUUGGUGUUAAUGAAAUGAGUGAAUCAAACGGUACAGUAAGAAUUGAUUACUUAGAGGAGGGAAUCAUGUUUCCUCAUGGUGUAGAUAAAGAUGGUAAACUUAUGUUCAUUAUUCGAUGCAAAUUGCAUUUUAAAGCUUCUAAAGAUUCUGAGGAAUGUAAAAAGUGUGCUGUAUACUGGUUUGAAAGAAUGGAAAGGUUAACUAAUGGUGAUCAAAUUACAAUAUUUUUUGAUAUGAUGGGUUCUGGUUUAAGUAAUCUUGAUAUGGAAUUUACAAAUUACUUAAUAAAUUUACUUAAAAUGUAUUAUCCAGCCUUUUUAAAUUAUAUUAUAAUUUAUGAAAUGCCAUGGGUUUUAAAUGCGGCUUUUAAAAUAAUCAAAACAUGGUUACCAGCCAAAGCUGUGAAAAAAAUUAAAUUCCUUAGUAAACAUAACUUAAACGAAUAUGUAUCAAAAGAAUCAAUAAUGGUCAGUUGGGGUGGUGAAGACAAUUAUAAGUUUAAUUUUGAGCCAGAAACUAAAAGAAUUGAAGAAACCAAGAAAAAGGUUCAUUUUGCAGAAACAAUGGAAGUAAAAAAUGGCUCAGGAGACAUUCGAGAUAUAGUAUGUAUGCCAAAAGAACUUAAACUGAAAAUUAAUCCUAGUGAAGUACUUACAUUCAAUAAGGAUAAUAGCAAUGGCUAUAAUGAAUUAAUGGCAACCCUCACAUUUAUAAAUGAUUAUAAAGAUCCAAUUGCAUUCAAAAUAAAAACCACUUGUCUUGUUAAGUAUAAAGUUCGUCCAAGUACAGGUACACUCACACCUCAAGAAAGUAUAAAAGUCACUUUUGUACUGAAUGGAAUGUCAAUAAAACAAACUGAUGUGAUUAGAGAUAAAUUUUUAGUCCUAGUAAUUCCUGUUGUAGAGACUAAAGAUAUAGCAGAAAUGUGGAAGAUACAAUGGGAAACUAAGGAACAACAUAUUUUGAAAUGUAAAAUUUCUAAUGAAAAUGAAACAGUAAAUAAUUGGAAUUCUUAUGAUCAAAAUCAUAAUAAUGAUCUUGAACAAAAAGUUGACAAAUUAAUGAAAGUGGUUACUACUUUAGAAAUUUCCAAUCGCGUUCUUUCGCAACAUAUGCGUUACGUUAAGUAUUCAUUAUAUAUUAUACUGUUAAUAUGUUUAUUUGCAUUUGGGUUUUUAUGGGCUGUAUUUUAUCAUAAAUAGUAAAUUCUGGUUUACUGAUUGUUAUACUGAUUUAAUUUAUAUA